ACCAUGCAUUGCAUACGUCACAGUCGAAGGAUUUUACUCUAACCUGACCCGACUCUGAGUUUCUAACCCUCCUCGCACCUCUUCGGACACGUUUCCCCGAUCUCGUCGUUACGGCGCGACACACCACGUGGAGGAUAAUGAGAAGAAACAUGAACGGGAUGAAGCAAUUAGCAUUGAAUUUAGCCGCUCUGACCAGCGUGGGUAUGGGAGGCUGGUAUCUGGGCAAGUUCUCCGAACAGAGGCGAUAUUCGACGGACAGUGGAACGAGUGUGUUGUCGGCGGUGCAAAAUAUGCCAGGUUUGCCCCUGUUCGGCACGGUUUCGGCGGCCACCCCCUUCACACCUUCCGAAAAGAGCUGCGACAUGGGCUCCAAUCUGUCCUCGAUCGCUACGAGGGUGUCGCAGAUUAUGAAAUUUGGUUUUCCCGGAUUGGAUCAUGUCAGGUCGUACGAGGAUUUUGUGCUCUCUUACGACAGGCGAAACAAAGUUGCUCAUUGGGUGUUUGAACACUUGACCAAGGAGAGGUUGCAAUGCAACAAGGAAGUGGAUCGCUCCAGGUGCGAGUUCAAACCUGAUCAGAGUAUACACCCUUUCUUCAGAUCAGACAAUACGGACUACAAGGGAAGCGGCUAUGAUCGUGGUCAUCUAGCGGCGGCUGGAAAUCACAAAGUGGAACAGAAACACAUGGAGCAAACCUUUUUCCUCACCAACAUGGCACCGCAAGUCGGCAAGGGCUUCAAUAGAGAUUCCUGGAAUAGAUUGGAGAAACACGUUCGGAAAUUGACAAACGUCUACAAGGAUGUUUACGUGUGCACAGGGCCGCUGUACCUUCCCAAAAGAGAAGCGGAUGGAAAGAAAUAUGUGCGCUACGAGGUGAUAGGCGCGAAUCAUGUGGCGGUGCCUACGCACUUUUACAAGGUGAUUGUCGGUGAAACCAGCGACGGCAAGCUUGAAAUGGAAGCGUUUGUGAUGCCGAACACACCAAUUGACGAUAACGCGCCACUCACUAAUUUUCAGGUGCCGCCAGACAGCAUCGAACGCGCUGCCGGGCUUUUAUUCUUUGACAAUAUAUCACGCAACAAAUUAAGCAAGGUGAACGGCAAGAACGCAGGCUAGAUCUGAAAACUGCUCAAUUCACUUAAUUUCUUUUUACUAACCGAUUGAAAAGUUCUAAUAUUAAGAUUGUAAAAAGUUUUAAUUUCUGAAACAUCAUUGAUCGUAUAUUUAAGUCCAGUCGAUUAUUUUUUAGCUCAUGUACAUAGCUUUUAGAAAUUUUAUCAAUCAUGACAUAUUAUACAUAUAUUAUAUAUUAUUUUAGCUGGUCUGUAUUUUGUGGAAUAAUAUGUAUUUUAUGGAAUAAUAAAGAUAAAGAUGUUUGUUAAUGCGUU
This is a messenger RNA of Vollenhovia emeryi, 1387 nucleotides long. It is a transcript of the gene EndoG, whose product is annotated as endonuclease G, mitochondrial. The coding region runs from base 138 to 1115 and encodes 325 amino acids. Gene Ontology annotation, cellular component: nucleus; mitochondrial inner membrane. The record is from RefSeq and is a predicted model, not a curated record. The transcript is spliced from 5 exons. Gene Ontology annotation, molecular function: RNA endonuclease activity; nucleic acid binding; single-stranded DNA endonuclease activity. Gene Ontology annotation, biological process: apoptotic DNA fragmentation. Lineage: Eukaryota; Metazoa; Arthropoda; Insecta; Hymenoptera; Formicidae.